AUGACACUCAAGUACCUCAUCACUGGCGCCACGGGCGGCCUCGGCGCAGGAGUACUCUCGUACUUGGUAGCCAAUGUCCCAUCCUCAGAAUACGCAGCAGCGUCCUCGCGGGAAACAAAUCGCAAGCAAUUCGAAGACCGGGGCAUUGCAUUCCGCGUAGUCAACUACGAUGACCCACAGAGCAUGGAGACGUCCUUCCGGGACGUGGAGAACCUCUUUUUCGUUAGCACAAAUACUUUUGAUGUCGAGAAACGGCGCAAGCAGCACCAGAGCUUCGUCAACGCGGCUAAAAGGGCGGGUGUGAAACACGUGUGGUAUACGUCUCUCGCGUUUGGUGGCCUCCGCUCGGACUCCAAAGCCGAUGUGCAGCAGGCGCAUCUGAUGACGGAACAAAUGCUGAGAGAUUCUGGUAUCACCUUCACUUCCAUCCGGGAGGGUGUAUACACCGAGGCCUUCCCCAUCUUCCUGGGCUGGUAUCCCAGCAAGUCAACCGUGUACCUCCCCGCGGACGGCCCCGUCGCCUUCACCCUGCGGACCGAACUCGGGGAAGCCACCGCUCGCCUGAUGAUCCAAGGCGGUCAUGAAAAGGAGAUUGUACUUCUGACGGCACAAGAAACCAUCACCUUCACCGAGAUCGUGGAUGUGAUCAAUGAAACCACGGGCCGACAGGUUCAAGUGAAGAUUGUUCCGCCGCAGGAGUAUAAAUUGGUAUCGUGGUACGAUGCCAUUUCCCAGGGCGAUACUAGCACCAUCGAUCCGCUCAUGGCGGAUGUGCUGGGCCGGCAGCCGGUGCCGCCGCGCGAGGCUAUUCGGGCACUAUUGAAGGACAAUCGGGAUUAUGAGUGGCAUCAGAACUAUGUUAAUCGGGGAUGA
Penicillium riverlandense is the source of this 873-nucleotide messenger RNA. RefSeq lists its product as uncharacterized. The record is from RefSeq and is a predicted model, not a curated record. Bases 1 to 873 code for a protein of 290 amino acids. The transcript is spliced from 4 exons. NCBI's taxonomy places the organism in Eukaryota, Fungi, Ascomycota, Eurotiomycetes, Eurotiales, Aspergillaceae.